GGGAUCCUCCAGGUAUAAAAGCGUGAGUGACGGCUGGACAGCAGCGACGGCGCCUCUCACUCCCACAGACCACAGAAGACUCAGAGGAGGUCCAGCAUUUCUGCAGAUCCAGGGAACAUGUCAAAAGUUUUCAAAAAGACCAGUGGAAACGGAGGGGUGACCCUCUACCUCGGCAAGAGAGACUAUGUGGACCACAUGACCUCAGUGGACCAAGUCGACGGCGUGGUGAAGCUGGACACCUCUAAUUUCGGUGACAGAAAAGUCUUCGUGCAGCUGGCAUGUGCCUUCCGCUACGGUAGUGACGACCUGGACGUGAUGGGCCUCUGCUUCAGGAAGGACAUCUGGAUCACGCACGUCCAGAUGUACCCCGAGAACCACAAACCAGCGCUGAGUCCCAUGCACGACACCCUGAUGAAGAAGGCCGGGGACAACUCCUACCCCUUCACCUUCAAUAUCCCAAACAACCUUCCGUGCUCCGUCUCCCUGCAGCCGGGACCCGACGACAAGGGAAAGGCCUGCGGCGUGGACUUUGAGGUGAAGGCUUACCUCGCCAUGGACAAGGCCAACCCAGACGAGAAGAUCGAGAAGAAGGACACGGCUCGCCUUAUCAUUCGUAAAAUCCAGUAUGCGCCGUCUCAGAUCGGGGCUGGGCCCAAAGCAGAGCUCUGCAAAAGCUUCAUGAUGUCCGACAAGCCGGUGCACCUAGAGGCUUCCAUGGAAAAAGACCUCUACUUCCACGGAGAAACGAUCCCCAUCAAAAUCAAAGUCAACAACGAGAGCAACAAAACGGUCAAGAAGAUCAAGAUCGUUGUGGACCAAACCACGGACAUCGUCCUCUACUCUGCGGACAAAUACACCAAGAGUGUCCUCACAAAAGAAUUCACAGAGACGGUGGACGCCACCAGUACCUUCGAAACAACUCUCAACAUCGUGCCGCUGCUGGCUGACAACAAGGAGAAGAGAGGACUGGCGCUGGACGGACGGCUGAAGGACGAGGAUACUAACCUGGCCUCCACCACCCUUCUGCGGCAAAAUGUUGAAAAGGAGGUGCUGGGAAUCCUGGUCUCCUACAAGAUGAAAAUCAACCUGAUGGUGGCUGGAGGAGGCCUGCUGGGCGGCCUCACGGCCAGUGAUGUGACAGUGGAGCUGCCGUUGAUGCUCAUGCACCCAAAACCAGAAGAAUAAAGGAACAGCAUCAAUUGAAGAUGUCACACUGGAAGUUGAGAAGACACCCAGAGAGGAAGAUGCUGUGGGGAAGUGAAGGAUGAAAACGACGCGAGACGGUCGAAAACAACACUUUUGACGCAUGAAGACGUGGCACCUGUCCCCUGGCUGAUUCUGUUCAUGUUCCAUGUUCGUGUGCUUGGUUUUAGAGUAGCAUAGUGUCAGGCUUAGGGAGCUAGACAAAGGCCUGUACAUGUUUACCACGACUCCAGUACAAGAGCUGGCUACAAAAGGACAUCUUUAUUGAGACCUGAAAAGUUCCACUCUUCUGGACUCCACCCAUACAUUUGUCUAAGUAUUCCUUAAGUCUUGUUCAGGAUUGUUAUGUUGAUUGUGAAAGACUCCAUGCCUAACCUACUCAAAUAAAUAAAUAAAAAACUUUAAAAUUG
Synchiropus splendidus (mandarinfish) is the source of this 1613-nucleotide messenger RNA. It is a transcript of the gene arr3a, whose product is annotated as arrestin 3a, retinal (X-arrestin). The record is from RefSeq and is a predicted model, not a curated record. The transcript has 17 exons. Gene Ontology annotation, molecular function: G protein-coupled receptor binding. Bases 118 to 1185 code for a protein of 355 amino acids. Gene Ontology annotation, biological process: G protein-coupled receptor internalization; signal transduction; visual perception. Lineage: Eukaryota; Metazoa; Chordata; Actinopteri; Syngnathiformes; Callionymidae.